Molecule: messenger RNA, 2127 nt
Organism: Pollicipes pollicipes
Lineage: Eukaryota; Metazoa; Arthropoda; Thecostraca; Pollicipedomorpha; Pollicipedidae
Product: alpha-(1,3)-fucosyltransferase C
Exons: 6
Coding region: 264-1451 (395 amino acids)
Cellular component (GO): membrane
Molecular function (GO): fucosyltransferase activity
Source: RefSeq, a predicted model, not a curated record
GACGACGGCAACCAGCGGCCAGUCGAAGCUGGGGCGCCGGAGCGGACUGAGCCAGACGGCAAGGCCGAGCGGCAGGUGGAUUAGUCGCGAGUGCGCCUUGCAGCCGCCGGUGCACUGGCGCCAAUCGUGAGUUGAAGCUGCAUUGGAAUGAGCGACUGUGAUGCACCCCGGAAGCCACUGAACGGACACUCGCGCCCGGGCAUCUCAGCAGGCACCCUCGGACGCCGCUGUGCUGAUCAGGAGAGCGCGCUACAGAUCGGCGGAUGACGGCGAACGGAACAGCAUGGCGGCGCGUGCUGGUCCGCCGCCGCCAGGUGCUCCCACUGCUCGGCCUGAUGACGCUGGCGGCCUUCUUCAUCGUCGGCGACGUGCGGUGGCUGCUCCAAUCCGCCGCCAUGGGAGGCUGGAACCGCUUCCACGAGAAGUUCAUGCCGGCGCCAGAGCUUCACGUCACCGAGAAGGACAAGGUCAUCGUUUACUGGACGCCAUUCUUCGGUAACCUUGAGUACAACGUAGGCUACGGCCGAGCACCCUUCGAAAACUGUCCGGUGUCGGACUGCGUCACGACCAAUCAGCGCUCGUACCUGGAGCGCGCCUCGGCCGUCGUGUUUCACCCGAUGGAGUUCAGCGACCUCGACCUGCCCUCCUGGCGCCAUCCGGACCAGCUCUGGGUGUUCUUCAUGCUGGAGAGCCCGCCGCAUACGACCGCCAAGUUCACGGAGGCCACGCGGCACUUGUUCAACCUCACUGUGACCUACAGGCGGGACUCGGACAUACGCCAGCCGUACUUCGUGGUGGAGCGACUGCCGGAGAGCGAGCGGCGGCCGGCCCAGGUCGCCACCGGCCGGCCCACGCCGCCCUGGGCCGCGCUCGCGCGGAGGAAGGGCCGCCUGCCGUGGGUGGUCUCCCACUGCAGGACGCCCGGCAAGCGCGAGGAGUUUGUCGAGGAGCUGCGCAGCUACAUCGCGGUGGACGUGUUCGGGCGCUGUGGCCCGCUGAAGUGUUCCCCGCCUGGCGGACUCUUCACCCUGCCCGAUCCGCGCACUUGCUACCGCCACCUGGCCGAAAACUACCACUUCUACCUCUCGCUCGAGAACUCGCGCUGCCGCGACUACAUCACCGAGAAGUUCUUCCUGGCGCUCAACAGCAGCCUCGUGCCGGUCGUGUACGGCGCGCGGCGCGAAGACUACGCCGCCGUCGCACCGCCGCACUCGUUCAUCCACGUGGACGACUUCGAGAGCGCGCGAGAGCUGGCCAGCUACCUGCGCUACUUGACGGCGCACCCGGCGGCGCUGGACGCGUACACGGCCUGGCGCGGAGAGUACCGUGUGCGGGGAGCGGUCCACGACAGCUGGUGCAAACUCUGUGAGCGGCUGCACGACGCCAGCGCGCCGCGCAGCACCCACCCCGACAUCAACGCGUGGUGGAAUGGCCCGGACACCUGCUGGUAACCUGCGGGUGUCCCGGCCGCCUGCUGCUGCCUGCCUCGGCGGGCAUGUGUUUGGCACCGGCACCCCAUGGGAAUCAGAAACCAGUCCGGACAUGUGCUAGCACUGACGUCUGCUGGCCGCCUCGUGGCAGUGUGGAUGUAUACCGGCGAUGCUUAAUGUCGCGCUUGAUGUGAGCGUGCCUCGCGCAGCACGUGGACAUGGAGCGCGCCUGUCUCUGACGUUAAUCCGGACGUGAGCGCGAGAACUCCUGACGUCAGGGAUCGCGCGGGCUGGGAGUUCUUCAGCGGGUCGGCUCAACUCCUCUGAGUUGCGCAGCUGACCGGGUGAACCCCAUCCUCACCGUCGAGCUUCGUGACUGAGGUGAACCAUGAGCUUAGCCCCACCGUCAAGCUACGCGACUGGAGUGAGCCCCGAACUUUGCUCCGCCACGGGCUCCGUGACUGAAGUGAACCCCGAACUUUGCUCCGCCAUCAGGCUCCGUGACUGAAGUGAACCCCGAACUUUGCUCCGCCAUCAGGCUCCGUGACUGGAGUGAACCCCGAACUUUGCUCCGCCAUCAGGCUCCGUGACUGGAGCCCAAAAGCGCAGAGAACGAGGCGAGCCUCCAGGGCAUUUGGAACUUCCACAUGGCGUCACAGUGGCUGAGAAGGCGCCGGAGAGGAUGGCCAAGUCACGU